AGACGGGAGCACCUUCCCAUUCCUCUCCCGCGGCUCGCACUUCCUCGACCCGCGCACCCUCGGCGAGCAGCGGAUGCCAGCGACGCUCAGCCGGGCGGCGUCAGGAGCAGCAGCCUCGAGCGAGGCUCAACCCAGGGCGGUGCGCCCACGACCGGCAGCGGACGACGGCAAGAGGGAGGCGGGCCUUGUGCUGGCCCGCGGCUUCGCGAAGGGCGAGAAGCAGGCCUGGGGGCUGAUGAUGCGCCAGACCUUGCGCACCGCCCAGCAGAUGAGGGAGAUGCAGAGCGCCUUGCUAGACGUCUUCCUGGUACCAGAAGACGCGCAGAUAGCGCUGGCCAUGCAAGAACAAACAUCCAUGUACAGCGACGCGGUCAAGAACCAGAAGAACCACACCUUGGGCCCACCCCACAUCUGGGCGAUGGGCGGAAUGCUCAAGACCUUCAAGAACGUCAACCCGAACGGCACGGACCAACCGAUCACUAUGACACGCGAACUUCACGCAGAGAUUGUGAAAGCCCACGACGAGUACGCAGAGUACCCAGUGGAGAAAAAGUGCGACCUGGUCUUGAUCUGCAAAGUGGAGAAGGUUUUCCAGAGGGGGAAGAAAAAAAUCACGCUGUGCCUCCGCAACCCGCAGUUCCGCGAGAUGAUCCUGAGCGCCUGCAAGGGCAUCGACCAGAUGGAGUUGAAGCAGGGGCGUGCACCGAGCAGUCAUUUAGAGAGGGAGCUUCAGACGCUCCUGGAGACCAUGGAGG
Molecule: messenger RNA, 755 nt
Organism: Prorocentrum cordatum
Lineage: Eukaryota; Dinophyceae; Prorocentrales; Prorocentraceae
Source: the annotation of a GenBank genome assembly